GCUGAGUCAGACAGACCCGAGUGACAAGCCCAGCUUCACUCCCUCUCAGCUGUAAGAGCCAAGAUUUUCUUGAUUUCUGGGGCUUCCCCAGGGCUCUGAUGCCAACACACUAGAGUCUCUAUCCGCCUUGUCCUGUAGCCAUGGCCGAUAUGUCAAUACCAUUGCAUUCACUGCGAUUCAACAAUAUGAUGAGGGAGGAAAAUGCUGACUCCCCAAACAGGGGGGCAGCUUUCUCUAGACCAAUGGCAGAGACCAGAGCAGAGGUUCAAAUCCUGCACUCUCCAUUGCAGUUGCCUAUAGUCUCCACUUCAGCCUCAGAUCCCGGAGGGACAUCUACACAGCUGAUGACAUCCCCAGCCUUUGACAUUCUGCCCACCACACCUGUCAUGGGAACACCACACUCUGGGACAUUGUCCCCACAGCUGAUGUCAGCCUCAGACUCCGGGACACUGUCUCCCCUGCUAAUGACAGCCUCAGAUUCUGGAACACUGUCCCCACUUCUAAUGCCAGUCUCAGAUUCCGGGACACUGUCCCCACUGUUAAUGCCAGCCUCAGAUUCUGGAACAUUGUCCCCAUUGUUGUCUACUUCAGACUAUGGAUUAAUGUCUCCAGGGAUGAUGACAAUUCCUGACUUUGGGACUAUGUCCACAGCACUAAUGGCAGCACCAGAUUCUGCAGAGGUAUCACCGCUGGCGAUGCCAGUUCCAUCCUCUGGAGUGGUAUCUGCGCCCAUAAUGAGUACUUCAUCCUCUGAAGCAUCGUUAAUGCUGGGAUCAGAUCCUGGUGAGAUAUCCCCUCUCCUCAUUCCAGAUAUGAACCCCGGAGUGGCAUCCACACCACCAAUGACAGCUCAAGGCUCUGAAGCAAUGUCCCCAUUGCAAAUUACAGAUGAGGAUACAGAAGCAAUGUCAAAGGUGUUAAUGACUGCUUUAGCUUCUGGGGAGAUAUCAUCACUGCUAAUGUCAGGUACAGACUCUGAAGUGCUAUCUUCUCUGAUCAUGUCAGCCCUUGCUUCUGGAGAGACCUCAACUCAGCCAACAAACCCUCAAGACUCCGAAGGAAUUCCUGUGGAACUCAUGUCAGGCUCAGACUCUGGAGUCAUGUCUUCACUGCCUAUGCCAGUUUCUGACUCUGGAGCAAUGUCUGCACCACUGCUGUCAGUUCCAGAUACUGGAGAUAUAGCCACAGUACCAAAGUCGGCCCCAGAGGCUGAGGUGAUGUCCCCACUGCUAAUGACUGCUCUCACCUCCACAGUGAUGCCCACUCAACUGAUGUCAGCAUCUGGUUCUGGAGUGAUGUCCCCAGACAUAGCACAAAAUAUCAACCCUGAAAUCAUGUCUGCUCCACCAGGAAGAAUCCCAGCCACUGGAAUGAUGUCCACACUACCAGGGAGAGCUUCUGAUACGGGGACAAUGCCCAUACAGCUAAUGAGAGUCCCUGCCUCGGGAAUUAUGGCCACAUCACAAAAGACAGUUCCAGUCUCUGGAUCAAUGUCCACUCCAGUGAUGGCUGCCACAAGCCCCGGGGCAAUGUUCACAGAACAAAUGUCAACCACAGCCCCUGGUGUGAUGUCUACACAUUUAACAAUGGCCAAAACACCUGGAACAAUGCCCAUGGGCUUUAUGAAGGCCUCACCAAAUGGAGCAGUUUCUGCACAGCGAAGAAGAGCUUCGACUUCUGGAGUGAUGUCCAUCCAGCCGGGUAUAGCUACAACCUCUGAAAUAACGCCUGUGUCACAAUCAACAGUUGCAACCUCUGGGUCAGUGUCCACACAGAAAAUUCGAGCUCCUGUCACUGGACCAAUGUCUACAUCACAAAUAAGAACCACAGCCUCAGGAUUGACAUCUACACCACAAAUGAGAGCCACAGCCUCUGGAGCAGUGUCUACCCCACUAAUGACAGCCAAAGCCUCUGGAUCAACAUCCACACUGCUAAUGAGAGACACAGCCUCAGGAGUGAUAUCUGUGCCACAGAUGAGAGCUCCAGGCUCUGGAGCACUGUCCAAGCCACUAACGGCAUCCAAGGCUUCUGGAAUGUUCAUGCAACCAAUGACAACUGCAGCUUCUGGAGCAAUGCCCGCAUCACUAAUGAGAGACACAGCCUCUGGAGUUCUGUCCACGCCACAGACGACAGAUCCAGCCUCGGGAGGCGUGUCCAUACCACUAAUGAGAGCCGCAGCUUCCGGAGCAAUGUCUCCAUCACAGAUACCAACCACCACCUCUGGAGGCAUGGCCAUGCCUCUAACAAGAGUCCCAGGUCCUGGAGCAUCAUCCUCAUCACUAAUGAGAGCCACAGCCUCUGAGAAGAUGCCUAGUCAGUCAAUAAACAUUCAAGACUCUGGAGGCAUAUCCACACCACUCACGAGACCCAUUGCUUUGGGAGGGAUGCAGAUGAGAUCCCAGGGCUCUGGAACAAUGUCCACACCCCUAACAAGAGCCCCAGAUUCAUCAGACAUGGCUCCAUUGCUCUCAAAAGCCUCAUCCUGUGGAGAGAGGCCUCUGCUACUAAUGAGACCUCCUGAUUCUGGAGAGACAGGUUCAUCGCCAAGAGCCCUUGUUUAUGAGACAACAUCUGCUCCACACAUGACAGGUACAGCCUCAAGUAUGAUGUCCAUGCCACCUCUGAGGGUUUCAGUCCCUGUAUCAGAGUCCACACCAAUUCUGAUACCCACAGAUUCUGGAGUGAUGUCCACGCCACUGAUGAGAACCCCAGCUUCUAGAGCAAAGUCCAUAUCUCAAAUGAUGACCACAACUUGUGAAAAUAUGUGUCCACUCCCCGUGAGAGCUCCAGUCACUGCAGGGAUAACUCCACCACCAGUCAGAGCACCAGCCUCUUCGGCCAUAUCUACAACACUUAGGAGACCCUCUGCUGGAGCUGUGGCCACAGGGUUAGAGAGAAUUCCAGGUCCUGGAAUUAUGUCCACCACACAACCAGCAACUAUGAUGUCUGGAGAGAUGUCCAAGCCACCAAUGAGGGCUUCAGUCUCUGGAACCAUGCCCAUGCCUUUGAUGUCACCCAUGACUUCUGGAGAGAUGUCUAUGCCACUAAUGAAAACCAUGCCUUCUGGGACAAUGUCAACUCUACAAACCAAAGUCGUGAGCUCUAGAGCUACAUCCUUGCCACAGCCAACAAAUUCAGCUUCUGCGGGAAUGGCUAAUCCUCCACUGAGAGCCCCAGGCUCUGGAGCAGUAUCUACACCUCUUAUGAGAGCCUCAGCUUCAGGAAUGAUGUCCACACCACUACUGAGGGCUACAGCCUCAGGAGGGAUAGCCAUGCCACAAAUGACAGCCCCGACCUCUGGAGACAUGUCUACACCACUCAUGAGGACCCCAGCACCUGGAACAACGUCCACACCACAGACCGCCUUUGGAAUGACACCCACUCUGAAUAACAAAGCCCCAGACUUGGGAGAGGCAUCUACCUCUCACUUUUUCCCUGGGGCAAAGAGCACACCACACAUGACUGGCACAAACCCUGAAAUGAAGAAGCCACCACCCAAAGAAGUGCCAUCCUUUGGUAUGCUGACCCCAGCACUCUGUUACCUCUUAGAAGAGCAAGAAGCAGCCCGGGCCGCUUCCUCUAUGGAGGAAGACUCAGAGGAGAUUGAUGAGGAGAAGCAAAUGAAGGGGUUUUUGGAUGAUUCUGAGAAAAUGGCGUUUCUGGUGUCUCUUCAUCUGGGGGCAGCAGAGAGGUGGUCCAUCUUGCAGAUGGAGGUAGGAAACCCCCUCUCGAGUGAAAAUAAAUCUUUCUUGAGAAGAUCACAGGGCUUAUAUGACUCCCUGUCCGAGAUAGACAUCCUAAGUGCUGUUCUUUGCCAUCCCAAGCAGGGCCAGAAGUCAGUCAGGCAGUAUGCCACUGACUUCCUGCUGCUGGCCCGACAUUUGUCUUGGUCUGAUGCCAUUCUGCGGACCAGGUUUCUGGAAGGACUCUCAGAAGCCAUUGCCACCAAAAUGGGUCGUAUCUUCCUGAAGGUGGCCGGCAGCCUAAAGGAGCUGAUAGAUAGGUCUCUGUACACUGAGUGCCAGCUGGCUGAAGAGAAGGAAUCCUCAGGCAACUCAAGCCACGUUGUGCCAACAGCUUGUAAGCGGAACAAUGAGGAGGCCAUGGAUAACGAACUGGGCUCUCAGCAGCAGACCGAGGAGCACCAACAUGUUGCAAAACGCUGUUACUACUUGAAAGAACAUGGAGACCCCAAGGAGAGUCUUCAUGACCACCUUCGACAGAGUGCACAGAAGGCCCCCACCAACAAGUAGUACUCCUUGAAGUCGUACAUGAUUUCUGACUUGGCUGCUAACUUGAGGACUUGUUCCUGGACCCAUUCCAUUCAGCUAUUAUCAUAAACCUUGUUGCCUUCAGCUUCCAGCCUUCCCCUCCAGGCGCAUUAUCUCCUUUUUGGUUGCCUUUACCUUCUCUUUCACCUACAUGCCUGUGACCUGCCCUGACAAUCAGCGUGGACUCUAAGAGUGUAUGGUGUAUGAAGUUCUGAACUCCCAUCAGCAUCGCCAUCAUCAUCAAGGCCAGUUCGAAUUCUUGGUCCAGGGAGAAGUCUAGGCAGGAGAAAUCAUGUCCUACCUCAAAACACCUUAGAGUGUCUUGCCAUGUGUCAUCAGGCAAACUUGAGGAAACCCUUGUCCCAUUCCACCUGGCAGGGAGCCUAUAAAGAGAGAGAUACCCACUUCUAUACCACCCUUUCAAACCAGUAGACUCAUCCUUAUAUGCCCCAACUCAUAGUAUCUAAAUGGGUCUCCAGGGCCCUUGCCCUGUUUAUAGUCUCGAUCCUGAACCAUUUGUUUUGACCCAUAAUAUUAAUAGUAGUGAUAGUAAUGGCUAACAAUUGUUGGUAAUGUGCCACGUGACAGGUACUGAGCUUUAAACCCUUGCCAAGCACCAUCUCACUACAGUGUUAUAGUACCUAACUUGUUCUUGUGUUGUUAGCUUCUGAUCUCUUGCUUAUGGCCCUUGUCCUUCAGUGUGGAAUCUCUAGCUAUGACCUCUGGGUGAUCCCCUCAGUUCUUAAUUGUCCUUGCUCCCCUUGGCUCUUGUGCUUUAUGGCCAGCACUCUUCUUAAGGGUCUUGGUGUCUAAACAGGUGUAGGUAUUUAGAACAUAAUAUGAACCGUGUUUG
Molecule: messenger RNA, 5124 nt
Organism: Chionomys nivalis (European snow vole)
Lineage: Eukaryota; Metazoa; Chordata; Mammalia; Rodentia; Cricetidae
Gene: Rtl9
Product: retrotransposon Gag like 9
Exons: 3
Coding region: 141-4253 (1370 amino acids)
Source: RefSeq, a predicted model, not a curated record